GCGGCGCUCCGCGGUCUCUACGCGCGGCCCCCAGGUGCUUCGGAGUUCAGUUCCUUUUGCUGUAGUCUAGUAGACCUCAAGGUGUACGCCAAGGGUUUACCCGUCCGCCGCUUCCCGCACAGCCGGUCCUGUUCCAGGGUCUUGGAUAUGGUCCUUCUUCAGUUCCUGGGCUUCCUCUCUGUCCUGUUUCUGUCAGGAAGAGGGGCAACAGGCACCCGGAGGACCACCAUGGACCCCAGCCUGGAGAUUUACAAGAAGAUGUUUGAGGUGAGGCGGCGGGAGCAGCUGUCAGCACUGAAGAACUUGGCACAGCUGAAUGAUAUCCACCAACAAUACAAGAUCCUUGAUGUCAUGCUCAAGGGGCUCUUUAAGGUGCUGGAGGACUCUCGGAUAGUGCUCCUUGCUGCUGAUGUGCUCCCAGAUGGACCAUUCCCCCAGGAUGAAAAGCUGAAGGAUGCUUUCUCUCAUGUGGUGGAGAACACGGCCUUCUUUGGGGAUGUGGUGCUACGCUUCCCAAGGAUUGUGCACCAUUACUUUGACCACAACUCCAACUGGAACCUCCUCAUCCGCUGGGGCAUCAGCUUCUGUAACCAGACAGGCAUCUUUGACCAGAGACCCCACUCACCCAUCCUCAGCCUGAUGGCCCAGGAGCUGGGGAUCAGUGAGAAAGACUCUGACUUCCAGAACCCAUUUAAAAUAGACCGCACAGAGUUCAUUCCCAGCACCGACCCUUUCCAGAAGGCUCUGAGAGAAGAAGAGAAACGCAGGAAGAAAGAGGAGAAGCGAAAAGAAAUCCGCAAAGGCCCGAGGAUUUCCCGGUCCCAUUCUGAGUUGUAGCCCUGGAGCAGCUCAGGGACCAAGGGGCCAGCAAGAGGCCCAGGUGGGAGGAAGGCGUACCAUGUGGCUCUGCUGUGGCAGCAUCCAACAUGGUGGUGAGCACUGGUCCCUUCCAGAUAGGGACACCACAUUUUCUGGGUCCUCAGGAGCCGGAGACUGAAGCUUAGGGCCUGGAUUUCCUUCCAGAGCUUGUCUGGAGGGGUCACUGAAGGGACCUUUAGAAGACACCAUGCUGCAGGCGGGACCCUACAGACUGCUAGGGGAGGAAGGAGGGCAUCCUCAACCCUCUUGAUGGGUUAGGGCCACUGGCUGGCUGCCACCGCCCUUUUGAAAAACAGCAGAACCAGGCUCUCAGUUACAGGUGAUGGUGCCAUGCCUACAGCUGGCCCCACUGUGUCACUGAGCUGCUCAGCAGCUCAGGUCCCAGCCUUUCUUCAGAAACGCAAUAAAAGCCAGCAAACCCAUUGGGCCCACCAAAGCUCAUGAGGGGCUGUAAGGGAAGCAGGAGCCUCAGGGAUGUCAAAAGAGCAGUUUAGAGGAUGUUCCUGGCUUAUCCAGAGGAGCCCAGGCCUUGGCUUGGAUCUCCUCUUCCCUCUCAGCACUGCCCUUGACCAGGGAUUGGCCUUGAGACAGCGCCUGGAAGUGUCCCAGCAGGGUGUUCAGUCAUCCAAGGAGACCUUUGAGCAAUGAGAUCUCUGCCCUUAGAUAGCUGGGGACAGUCACUGAGCAUGCAGUGAGCAGUUACCUCUGGGAAGGCAGGAAGACCCUUGACCUGUGCGUGCAGGCUGCAGGAGGUGUACUCUGCAUACUCUGUACGCUGCAAUGGCAGGGCUGCCCUGAGCCAGUUUGGCCAGGCAGUGAGCUCCUUGUUUCAGGAGCAAUUCAAGAGGAGUCCCCCAGCCCAGGGCAGAGAAGGUGCAGAAAGGGUUAAGGCCCAAGAGGGCAGCCUAGUUUCUGUGCCUCUGCCUUCACCCACCUUGAGAGGGUGGGUGCUCUUCAGUCCAGCCCUUCCUAAAUAGAGGAGGGAGGGGCAUCAGCAGGAAUUCUACCUCUAGAAUUGUCAAGCCAGGGUCUGCCUCUUAAAAAGACAGAGGCACACAACCAUCCUCGGUCCCCUCCACACUCAGCCUCCUGCCCUGCUAAUAGCCAAUGAAACUUGAGCCUGUCAAAGUCCCCAUCUCUUCCCUGUACCUGUAGCUUCAGUGGCAAAAUAACUUGAUGUCUGAACCCUCUGUCCAGCCCUAACCUGUUUUAUCAUGUGUGCCCCCACCCUUAGUACUGGGGACUGAACCCUGGGCCUUUGCCCUGAGCUACUUCUCCAUCCGUUUUUAUUUAUUUUUUAUUUUGAGACAGGGUCUCUUGCUAAGUUGCCCAAAUAGGCUUGAACUUGCAACCCUCCUGCCUCAGACUCCCAGAGUGCUGGGAUUACAGGUAUGCCUGACUACCCUGCUUUCCCUGCUGGCCAGAACAGGAAAGAGAAGCCAGGCCUCAGGGAGACCUCAUGGAAGGACCCAGAACAUCUUGCACCCUAUCAUUCACUUGGGAGAAGUAAGGGGAUGAGAAACAGCUGGAAGAGAACUGGGAGGAGGACUGUAGACAGUUUCCUGUCAGAACUGCCCACCAGGGCUGGGGAUUUAGCUCUGUGGUUCUGGUGCCUGCCUCGAAAGCACAAGGUCCCAAGUUCGAUCCCCAGUACCAAAAAAAACAAAACAGAACUGCCCACCAGCCACCUUGUUGUUGGACAAAGGAGGUGGUGCUGGGUGGUGGUAGGCUUCACUCAACAGACCUGGCCUCCAUGCCUGGGACGUGUGCCUUCAGCCACUUGCGUGAGAUUACAGGAGAUGGCCAUGCUUGUUUGUGAGCUAAAAGGCUAUGGAAAGGGAGGGAUCAGGACCCACCUAUCAGCUGUUUAGGCUGUCCUGGUGCUUGCAGGUGAGACUGGCCAGCAGCCCUGAGGCUCCUCCCUGGCCCCUUCUGGCUGGAGAGUGGUUGUGGCUGCUGACUUUGCAGGAAAGGUGUUUUCUCCCUAAAUGGAGAAAGAACUUUCUAAGAACCAUACCUACUUUGCUGUGGAGCAGGGUUUCUUUGGACCAGUGGGAGGCUAAAGGAUUCCUCAGGACAAGGCAGAGGGAGUUCCAGCUUCGGGUAGAGAUCUUACUAAGUGACUUCUAGGGACUCUGUCAUCAGCAGGACCUGCAGAGUGAUGAAGGAGGCUCUUCUCUUGCUCUUGUCACCACAACAGUCCCUUGUCACUCAGAUCCUUGGGUCCCCAUCUCAGAGUACUCAGGUGCUUGAGACAGUAAGAGCCUGUAGAAAAGCCCCUUGGCGUCAGAUGGUGCCUGGGAUGUAAAAGACUUCUCAGUGACAGGCGCCCUUCUCUGAUGGUUCUUUGUUCAUCCCAUAGAUUUGCUGAGUACCCACUGUAUGCAGGGCCUAAGAGAGGGGCUCAGUUUUGCCUGUCUUCAAGUGUUGGUGUCUUACUGAGCUUCGGGUCCAGGGCAGUGCCAUUCUUCUGUUUCUCCUGAUCCUUCAGUUUCGCUCAGGCUACCUGGCCAGGCACCAGGGCCUCUGGGCAAGUCUGCUGGGAGCCAGGGAACAGCUGCAGAGUGGGAAGCCCGGUGACCGGUUCCUUGGUGUCCUGGUUCUCAAGGUAGCCCCAGGUCUAGUGAGGGCACUUGAUCAAAAUGAUCUGUUUAGGGAUCCUGCCAGAGGGGCAGACAGACAGCAACCACCAGUGUGGGGAGCUCUGGCAGAGCCACUGAGAGCCAUAGAUGAUGGCACUGUCCAGCUCUGUGCUAGGUCUGGAGCAGGGCAGCUGAGUUCAGGUGUGAUUUCUUUCUUAGGGUAAACAACAAAGAGAGCAUUCUUGUUUGCUUUUUCCUCAAAGUAAGACAAUAUAUUUCUCAGUGGCAUACAUGUUCAUCAUAAAAUAAUUCAGACAAUAACAAAGUACCAGGAAGAAAGCACACUCUACCCCAUAUGCCACCAUUCCCAUGGGCACAACUGACAGCCAGCUGUUAGGCCUUCCUUAGUUUUGUCCACAUUGUGUAUCCGCAGACUAUACCACAGGAAAUUCCUUCCUUAUAAUUCUAGAUUUCAUUUUUAAAUGCCACUUCACAAGGUUUGAACUCAGGGUCUUGCACAUGCUAGGCAAACUCUCCACCACUGAGCUACACCUGCAGCCAGAGUCUUGACUUCACAUGAGGUCCCAUUACUUUUCCUUCUUAGGUACUCGAACUAUCAUCUGUUAUUUGUAUGUUGGUUUAUUGCUGCCCCCCACCCCGCUCUUAGAAGGCAAGAAUUGUUUACCUGCCACAGAUGUCCAAUAAAUAUUGUCAAACCAA
Messenger RNA from Heterocephalus glaber (naked mole-rat), 4181 nucleotides. The record is from RefSeq and is a predicted model, not a curated record. Lineage: Eukaryota; Metazoa; Chordata; Mammalia; Rodentia; Bathyergidae.